AUAAAGCAGGUGUGUGCGCGGCGGUGCGGACACUGACUCCUCCGCGGUGUGCGUGUUAGAGUGAGUGCUUUCUCUGGAUCAUGAGUCUGAACGAACUUUAUUUCUUCUCUUCUGGAUUCUGAAGACUUUCAACAAACUUAAUCAGAACCUUGUGAGAAGAUGGAGAACAAGGAGGAAUCAAAGAGUAGUUCAGUCAGUGUUCUGUCCUGGGAGCAGGUGAGCCGGCUCAAUGACGUGCUUACAGCGGUCGUGCCUGUUCACGGACGAGGGAACUUCCCCACCUUAGAGGUGCGCCUCAAAGACAUUGUGGCCUGGGUGCGUACCCGCCUGGAGCUGAGGGGCAUCAGAGUGAAGGACAUUCGUCUCAACGGCUCCACGGCCAGCCACGUGCUGGUGCAGGACAUCGGCUGGAGCUACAAAGAUCUGGACAUCAUCUUCAGGGUGGACCUGCCGCACGAGACAGAAUACCGCGUCAUUAAGGACGUGGUGCUGGGUACCCUGCUGGACUUUCUGCCUGAGGGAGUGAACAAAGAGAAAAUUACUCCCAUGACUCUGAAAGAGGCUUACGUCCAGAAGCUGGUGAAGGUCAACACAGAGCAGGACCGCUGGAGCCUCAUCUCCCUCUCCAACAACAAUGGCCGCAACGUGGAGAUGAAGUUUGUGGACUCAAUACGCCGGCAGUUUGAGUUCAGUGUGGACUCCUUUCAGAUUGUGCUGGACUCCAUGCUCGUCUACUACGAGCUGGCACAGACUCCAAUGACGCAGGCCUUCCACCCGACGGUGAGCGGGGAGAGCGUGUACGGGGACUUCAGCAUGGCGCUGAGCCACCUGCGCAACAAGCUCAUCGCCACCAAGCGGCCCGAGGAGAUCCGGGGCGGCGGCCUUCUGAAAUACUGCAAUCUGCUAGUGAGGGACUUCCGGCCGGCCAGCGAGGAGGAGUUCAAAGGCCUGGAGCGGUACAUGUGCUCACGCUUCUUCAUUGACUUCCCUGACCUCGGUGAGCAGCAGCGCAAGGUGGAGGCCUACCUUCAGAGCCACUUCAUAGGCGAGGAGAAGAGCAAGUACGACUACCUCAUGAUCCUGCGGCGUGUGGUCAACGAGAGCACGGUGUGCCUCAUGGGUCACGAGCGGCGGCAGACCCUCCACCUCAUUUCGCUGAUGGCCUUCCGGGUGCUGGCGGAGCAAAACGCCAUCCCCGACGCGUCCUGUGUCACCUGCUACUAUCAGCCAGCGCCCUACGUCCGAGACCACAACUUCAGCAACUACUACGUGGCCAACCAGAACAUUCCAACAUGGCUGCCAUGUAACUGAGUCAACAACCACGUGAAAGGAUGUAGAAGAGGGCACGGCCACUGCUGCGUUUGAAAAUAGAGGAAUAGCAGAGAAAAAACAAAAAAAAUUAUAUAGAGGCAAUUAAUGUAAAGUUCCUCUCAAGGCACAAUUAUAUUUAAGUGGACAAGUGUUUUGCUUUGUUUUUGCAAUCCUUUCUCAUUCCUUAUCUACAGAGGCGUCUAGGUCAUUGAAUAGAAAGUGAUAUUUUUAAGUGUUAUUUAGAUUUCUCUCUCAUAAUGUUUGGUUGUUUCCCUGUUUAUCAACUUUAUUCUUAAUGGAGUUCUGUUUUGUGCCUUAACCUCCAGCUUUAUCUCCCAAUUAUUUAAGUAUAUGGGCUGUUUUUUUGUAGACAGGGAAUAAGAAAACGUUAUAGCCUGAAUUUGGUGUCCCAAAAAAAAAUUUGAAAAAACUGAAAUAAUGAGAAAAUGCUGUUAUUGGGGAAGAGAUGAUAUAAAAUGUUUCAGCCCAAUUAGGAACAAAAAAAACAGCACUGGUGUUAAAACACUUGGGAAUAAUGUAAGGUGAUACAUGACAAAUCAGAAAUGAAGGGGAAGCGAGACUUACAGAUUUGUUUUAAUUGAUUUUGUAAAUAUCUCUCACAGACACACUCUAAUAUGCCGGCAGUGCCUGUGACUUGUGAUAAAGCAAACAAAAUGUAUAUUUUUUAUUUUCCACUGUGAAUUUCAGUACAGGACGAGCUCCCCUCCUCCCCCUUUCUCCUGCUUACUCAGUCCUGUACUUUGAGUUGAAAACUGCAGGAUGACCGUUUAGGCCUCAGACCGAGGAGUGAGGAGCUUAGUUUUAUAAGUCAUUGCCAAAGCCUCACCAGUGACCUCCACAUGUCAAAACCCUGGCUUUUGCAGGGUGGGUGUGACUGACGCAGUGAACACUGUGGGGCUGCCCUUGUUGCCUGGAGCCAGAACCGACUGGGAGUCCUGCAGUGACUGUCCCUUCCCUUAAAAGGAGCAGCACAUGGUGGGCCCCGCAGGGUCGUCCCUCACAGCCAUUGCAGGCUCGACAGCAGCCCUGAAAUGGGAUCCUCCUCUGACGCAACUGGCUCUCAAACUAAAGGCCGGCUAUAAUUAUCCUUUUUUCUGUUUUUUCCUGGGGGAGGUGGGAAAGGGAGCCAGGGAUUGGUGUGCCAGCAGAAGCAGCAGUACUGCCACCUUCAGUGCGGGGGGGGGGCACAAUCACUUCCUGUCCACUUACUCCUUCCCGGUCCCUGCUGGGACCACCAGUGUUUGAACCCCUUUUGUGGUCAUGGACACCAGGAGAGAGUUUGGUAUGUUUAGAGAAACGCCAACGUGCCUGCUGGAGGGACACCACCCCCCCUAGUGGAUUUUGAUUUAUCCUGGAAGCUACAACUGAUUUGAGCCACGAGGCCGAACCCCCUUAUUCUGAAUUUCUAUUUCUGGCCAAACGUAUUAUUAGCUGUGAAUUUUGAACAUUUGCAGUGUGGUGUUACGAGCAGAUGGGCUGAGCUCUGACCCAAACCUGUCAUCUCUGCUCUUUGCUUUCCUGACGUCGCAGCAUCCAUGUCGGAGUUCUCAAACUUCUUGCAUAAGUGGCAGCUGCUGUGUCGUAACCCCCCCCCCAUUUCUUUGAAGCCGUAGUGCGCUCGCUGCAUUGCUGCUGCCACUCGUCUCACUGCAGCACAUGUUUAUAGCAGAUAACCAGGAGCGACUGUUAUCUGGCUGGCUCAGCUCCUGGCUGGUUGAGAAUGGUCAGAGGAAGGUCUGCUCGGCCUCCUCUGCAGGUCGCGCCCAGGGCAGGGGCAGGCCGUGCUGACUCAGCUGCUGAGCUUUUGUGUCGGAACUGCCGUAGUCUUUAACAACAAGUGAGGUGCCACACACUUUCUCACUCUGGACCAAAGGCUGCUUUACAACCAGCAACUGAAGCAAUCAAGUGCCUUUUCACUUUUUUGAGAAUGAUGUAGCCUUUUAAAGUUUUUGUUUUAAUGGUGAUCAGGAGGGAAAGUGUUGGCAAAAGGUUAUUUUAUUUUCAGCCCCAGUUAAACCUAAUCAUGACAACUGUCAUCGCUGUAUUAGAUCCUGGUUUCUGGGAAAAUGCUCAUGUUUUUGAUUGGGGAGCAAAAUGUCUUUUGGUUUGAAUUUGAAAUUUGAGUUUCUUUUGUUUCUUUCUUUUUAGUUUCAGUCCCACACAAUGCUGUGCCUUGAAACCCCUCCUGUGUAGUCAUUCCUGUCUGCCAUUUUGUUUCAGUCCCUCUUUUGUCGUUUCCUGCAGUCUCUGGAAGCCGUGUUGACUUCAGUCUUGCAUCGGCACAUUUGAGAUCCAGCUUUUGAUUCAUUGUGAUCAUCUAAACAGAUGUUCCAUAUUUACACCUUUUGAUUUAAAAGUCUGCCAAACAUUCAGCUCUGACUAAAUUUAGUUUUUUUUUUUGUUCUUUUGCUGACAGUUCUCUCCAGAUCCGAACCAAAGCAAUACCUGAAGUGCACUGACGAGCCGCUCUGUGGCACAGUAGCUAGAGGUUCCCCAGCAGAGAGCCGGUACUCACAGACGCACUUUAAAAAGGGGCCUUGUUUUACUUCAAACCCAGCCACCUGAGAGGAAUGUAAAUAAGUUAAUGUUGUCAAAUGCUGAGGGAGUUGAGCUGGUUCUCAGGGACAUAGUGUUUUUGAGGGCUUUGUUUUUGUCCCCGUUUUUGGGACGAUGAAUUGGUUUGAUCUCCCCCUGACAUAAAGACACCACCUCUUACUACUCUCUAUCUUCUGUUUUUUGUGUUUUCUCUGACUCUCCUCGUCUUAGCUGAAUUAAACGUUCUCAUUCGGGUCAAUCGUACCUGAUGUCGGCAGCAGACUUGAGCUCGCUCGGGCCUCACGGCAGCGUUGGGGUUUUAUCUGUGAGUCCAUAUGCUCUGAAACCUUAUCACCCCAAAAGCCCAACUCUUAAACUUAACACGAUCUUUGCCUUUAAAUUCAGGGGACAAAACUUCUGAUUGUCGGUCCAGAAACUCUCAAUCACUCCCCCCUGUAACCAUCGUCUUGAGGCCACAUUCAGAACCAGAUUUCCAGUUAUGCCGCGGCUCACAGCUGCAGGUUGAAGUCUGCCCUGUGUGAUGAGGACGAGUCUCUUCUCAGGCCUCCUUGUUCUCGUCGCUCACUUAUAAUCGUUGCGAUCGAGGUCAGAAGAAAACACAAGAGACACAAACUUAGAUUAACGAGACAUUCGAUGGUGAACCACUCUGGAAUGUUAAUCCUGUGUGUGUACACGUUAACUUCACAUGUUUACGGUUAUUACAGCUUUUUUUUUUUCUCUGACGAUUGAAGUUCCUGUUGAUGAAAAAAAUGAAAGCUUUAUAUAGGCAGCAGGGCUCAUAUGAAAUCACUUCCUUCGUCAGUGUUGGCGUAUGUAUUUAUGUCUAUGUACAAACUUUGUGUGAAGGUGGAAAAAAAGAGGAUGAAGUGUAUUUUUUUUCUUUUAAUUUUCCUGACCCCCACUAUUUUUCUGCUGUAAACUUGUCCGUGUUGUCGAUCCCGUUGCUUCUCACUCACCUCGCCUUUUGGUGGUCCAGUUGUUUGGGCUUUUGUUUAUCAGUGCAGUGUGUUGUUGUGGGUGUUUUUCUUCACGACACCUGUAGAUGUAUCCUUUGCUGGGAGAGGAGGGUGCGGAGGAAUCGGUGGAUUAGAUCUCUAGUCUUACGCCAUAGGAAUGUGAAGGAGGCCGUGUGGACGCUCUCCUACAGUUUCUAUGUGAAGAGUCGUGAAGUCUUUGUUUCUCUUUUUGCAGCAGAUUUGUGUUUACGUUCAUGCGUGGAUGUGUUUGCAUGGGUGUAUGAAGGGAUGCUUGUGGAUGUGCAAGUUUAAGUGGGGGGGAUAAGAAAUUAGUGGCACUAUAUAUAUUAUUUUUGAAAUAGUUAAUGCAAAAGAGCUUUUGUCAGCUUUGUGAUUGUGACAGUGACUUAGAUGGUUACAACCAUUAUACUAUUUCAUUUAUCAGCACUUUUACCUCACUUGAGUUUUUCCUUUGAAUGGAAAUGUACGUGUACAUCAGGAAAAUGUGUUUGAAGAGGAAAUAAUGAAUAAAGAAUAUUAAAUGCA
Messenger RNA from Hippoglossus stenolepis (Pacific halibut), 5390 nucleotides. RefSeq names its product terminal nucleotidyltransferase 5C (gene tent5c). The transcript has 2 exons. Gene Ontology annotation, molecular function: poly(A) RNA polymerase activity; RNA binding. The coding region runs from base 160 to 1311 and encodes 383 amino acids. Gene Ontology annotation, biological process: mRNA stabilization. The record is from RefSeq and is a predicted model, not a curated record. NCBI's taxonomy places the organism in Eukaryota, Metazoa, Chordata, Actinopteri, Pleuronectiformes, Pleuronectidae.